Messenger RNA from Rhipicephalus sanguineus (brown dog tick), 819 nucleotides. Its product is annotated as fatty-acid amide hydrolase 2-A-like. The annotation marks the transcript as partial. The record is from RefSeq and is a predicted model, not a curated record. The transcript is spliced from 4 exons. Lineage: Eukaryota; Metazoa; Arthropoda; Arachnida; Ixodida; Ixodidae.
AUAGCCCCAAGUGGGGUAUGUUUGUAUAGGCUGGUGUUUUCUCGCAGAGCGUUCUUCGCGAAAUGGCUACCGUCUUAGGAAGUUGUCGUGAACUCUUACUGGAAUUGGUCGUAUACCUGUGGUGCACUGUGACCAGGCUAGUGUUUACUCUGUGGUUCUACUGGAAAAAGCCUCUACCACUGCCACCUGUCACCGACAGGCUUCUGCUGCGUUCUGCUACAUCUCUCGCUGCCGAUAUCAGAAAUGGCAAGGUCAAAAGCGUGGACCUUGUGUCGGCCUACAUCAGACGCAUCCGGGAGGUGCAGCCCAUCAUCAACGCUGUCGUCGAGGAGAGGUUUGAAGAGGCUCUCAAAGAUGCCGAGGAAGUCGACAGACUGGUCGCAUCGGGAACAAUGAGCGCAAGUCAAAUGACCAAGGAAAAGCCACUGCUGGGCUUACCGUUCACUUCCAAGAACAGCAUUGCCAUCAGAGGCAUGCGACAUGACGCGGGCUCCCUCUACUGGCAUGGGCGACGCGCCGAGGAAGAUGCUCCGAGCGUGGCCUCCUUGCGGCGAGCCGGCGCCAUCCCACUGGCACUGACCAACGUGCCUGAGCUGUGCAUGUGGGGCGAGUCCCACAACUUGGUGGAUGGCUGCACACGGAACCCGCAUGACACGCGCCGAAGCCCCGGCGGAAGCAGCGGUGGAGAGGGAAGCCUUCUUGCAGCAGCUGGAUCCCUGAUUGGCCUUGGCACAGACGCUGCGGGAAGCGUGCGAAUACCAUCCGCCUACUGCGGCAUUUUCGGCCACAAGCCAACAGCUGGUGCUAACUGCAAAUCAA